AUGGAGAAUUUGAAUAAUAUAAAAAUAUUUUUAAAAUCACUAGAUAAUGCAACAUCUCAAUACGAAUCAUCAUUAACUCCCAUACUAUCAAAAUCAAUAGAUGAACAAUUAGCCACUAUAACAAAUCCAAAAGAUAAAAUAAAUUUCUUAAAUCAUUAUCAAUAUAUUUUAGUUUCAACAAUAUAUUCAUAUUUGAAAGUACUAGGAGUUGAUGCUGAUCAACAUCCAAUCAAAAAAGAAUUAAAUAGAGUUCAAAGUUAUAUGGCAAGAUAUAAUCAAUUAAAUAAUCAAACAAAAAUUGAAGAGAAAUCGAAUAGUAGUCCUUCAGAAAGCACAAAGGAAUAUUUACAAAAGACUUUAGGUAUUAAGAAUGGUAAUGAAAAUACUGUGGUUAAUAAUGGAACUGCUAUAAGUACACAAAAUUUUAGUGGUAAACAUACUAAAUUUGAAGAUGAUAAAAUUGAAAGUGAUGAUGAGAAAGAUAUAAAUCGAGAAGUAAAUAAUAAUACAACUAAACUUAAGACCAAAAAACCUAGUCUGUUGCCUAAUAAACCAUCAAAAGGUAAAGUCACUAAACCUGUUACGAAUAAGAAAAACAAAACUAACAAAUUUCAAAAAAAGAACAAAUGA
Messenger RNA from Lodderomyces pseudojiufengensis, 630 nucleotides. RefSeq lists its product as uncharacterized. Gene Ontology annotation, cellular component: nucleolus; exosome (RNase complex). Gene Ontology annotation, biological process: maturation of 5.8S rRNA; regulation of gene expression. Gene Ontology annotation, molecular function: DNA binding; RNA binding. The record is from RefSeq and is a predicted model, not a curated record. Lineage: Eukaryota; Fungi; Ascomycota; Pichiomycetes; Serinales; Debaryomycetaceae. Bases 1 to 630 code for a protein of 209 amino acids. The transcript has a single exon.